Molecule: messenger RNA, 1514 nt
Organism: Saccostrea cuccullata (small rock oyster)
Lineage: Eukaryota; Metazoa; Mollusca; Bivalvia; Ostreida; Ostreidae
Exons: 10
Coding region: 105-1247 (380 amino acids)
Source: RefSeq, a predicted model, not a curated record
AUCGGAAUGUUUCGCCCACUUUAAGGAAAACAUCGAGAGAACGCUAAAUACACUGACCACUUGAUGGUCAGGUUGACCGUUGACUAGACAAAACAGAGGACGACAUGCCUUCGGAGUCAUUUACAGAUGUUCUUCCGGGAUUCACAGGGGAGUGUAAUCCAGAUAUUUUCAACCUGAAAGCGAAGCCGAAUGUUACAGACAAGAAACCUGGCCAACUUCCGGACCAUAUGAUAAAACAAUACUUUGAAGAUGGUUAUGUGAUCGUGAAAGACUUCUUUACUAAGGAAGAAUUGGAACCAUGCAGAAAGGCUAUCGAAAGAUUUGUUGAUCAGCUGGCUCAAAAAUUAUAUGAAUCUGGGCGAAUAAAAUCGCUCUACAGUGAGUACGGAUUUUUUGAACGCUUGUCGAAGAUUGAAAAAGACUUUCCUGGAGCUAACAUAGUUCUACACAAAUACGGAGUUUUGCCACAGGCCUUUAAAGAUCUUUGGACCAAUGAGCGUUUGCUGAACGUUGUGGAGCAGCUGAUUGGUCCAGACAUUGCUGGGCAUCCAGUUUGGAAUCUGCGCACUAAAACACCCCAGAACGAGGCUACAACAGUUCCUUGGCAUCAGGACUCUGCCUAUUUGGAUCGAGAAUCGUACAAAGUCCUCCAGCCUACAGCAUGGAUUCCUCUUCUAGACGCCAAUGCUGACAAUGGAUGCAUGCAGGUUGCACACAGAGGUCACAAGACCGGUAAAGUUGCUCACCAUCAGUGUUGCUACGGAAAGACGUGGUAUGUUAUGUUGGAGGAAGAGGAAAUGGCCAAAACAUUAGAAGUAGAUUUGGACAAAGACAUCAUUACCUGCCCAGUUCCCUAUGGUGGAAUGUUACUGCUAAACAAUAUGAUACCUCACAGAAGCUUGCCGAAUAUGUCAGACAAGAUCCGUUGGAGCCUUGAUCUCCGUUGGCAAAAACCGGAUUAUCCCUGCGGAUUUUAUGGAAUGAAGAACCACCUUCUUUUCAGGACGUCCAAGGAUCCAGACCAUAAGAUCGACUGGACAGGAUUUGAUGGAGAUGACCGCUGGUCUAAACAGAAGGAAUCAGUCAAAGACCUCCAAGACGUACUUCCGAAUGUAGAAGACGCAGAUUUUGACACCACUAUCCAGGGUCCAUGGAUGAAGAAAUGGGACCUCGUCCAUCAUAACCAACACACGGCCAAACUGGACGAAAGCAAACAGCUCUCCUGGCACGCCCCCACCAAAGCGUAACUUGGCCUACUUAUAAUAUGCUUCACAUAUUUCAUAUUUGACUAUAUCAUUUACAAUACGGACAUUAUAAACAUAGACUUAAAUUUUUAGGUCUCUAUUAUAAACAAUGAAUGAUUUUCAGAGAGAUAUAUACGCAUUUUAUACUGGUUUUAAAAAAAUUACAUGUCAAAUUUGUAUUUACAUGUGGGUAUCUUUCUACAGGCAUAUAUAUUUAAAAUAUAUUUCUAAUUCUGAAUAAAUUUAUAAGUCACAAAUAGAAAUACUUUU